Molecule: messenger RNA, 1917 nt
Organism: Acytostelium subglobosum LB1
Lineage: Eukaryota; Evosea; Eumycetozoa; Acytosteliales; Acytosteliaceae
Exons: 1
Coding region: 1-1917 (638 amino acids)
Source: RefSeq, a predicted model, not a curated record
AUGUUGCAAUACAAUGCCACUCAAAUGUUCAUCGAGGCAUUCGACAGUGUCGCCAACAACUACCCACACAACAACAAACUGCUUCAAAGUGCACUACUCUACAACAAUGCAACUGUAUUCAAACAUCUUUGUAAUCACCCAAACAUGUUGGUGGACCUUAGAGUGGAUACAGAAGACCUCCUGUCCAAACUAUGUCAACUUGGCAACUUGGACAUGCUCAAACAAUACCUCAUAGUCUAUCCCUAUCGUCCAUUCCCCGACAGCAUUAUGGCACAUCUAUGCAAUGCCGUUAACACUGGCAACGAACAGUUUGUUCGUCUGCUGCUCCAACACAUCACAAUCGAUCCCGUUGUCGCCAAUGAGUUGGUGAGAGCAACCCAUUUCAAACGAGAUGCAGUCAAGGUUGGAAUGCUCAAAGUGCUACACGAGGAGUUCAACUAUCUAUUUAGUUUCACUAGCUUAUGGGAGCAAGCACUCUUCAGUUCAAUCAGGUGUAAUAUGUUGGACAGUGUUCAAUAUAUCAUGGCUGGCGUGCCAUCCUCAUUGAAUGAAAAAACCUUCACCAAUUGUCUUAAGCUCUGUGCUCAAAAAUGCAACAUCGACAUAUUCCAAGUGUUAAGCUCGUCUGUAGUUGGUUCCAAACAACUGAAGGAUUGUGAUCUUGGAGAAAUGGUCAGACAGGCACGAGAUCGUGGACAUGAAUCAUUCAUCAAACAUCUCUUUGAUCAUCAUGUUGGCAACGACACCAUCACUGAGAACUCCGAGAAGCACAUUCGACAGGCACUGGAGUUGUCCACAACUAAUAGAGAGGACACCACAAUGUCCACCCAGGUCUAUUCUGAUCACCAUGCCACGCUGAGGGAAGCGAUCAACAAGGAUGACAUUUUGGGAGUGGAGUCUUUUAUACAUAAUUGUUGCUACAUUCAUUUGGACCAAAUAACCUGCCAAAAAAUGUCAGAGCCCAUGGCAAGAUUGCUCAGUAGUCCUCGAACACCUACACUGGUCUUCAAAGACUCAAUAAUCAACAUGAUCAAGGCCGUUCGCAAGCCAGGCAGCAACAUCAAUGUGGACAUUGUGUGUCAGUUUAUUGAUAACUGUGAACAUGAUUCACACCAGGAUUACGACUUUGAAGACGAUGGACAUUUAAUGUAUGCAAUGAUGGAGGCCGCUAGAUUCUCAUCGACAUUGAUGCGCAAGAUCAAGGUUCGAUUCAAUAUUCGAUACGACAAGCAAUGUUUGGAAGAGGCACUUUAUUCAAAGUGUCGUGAGACAAUAGAGGUAUUGUUUCAAGAAAUGGAUCAUGGUCAGAUCGUUGAUGCCAAGAGUAUAAUAUUCAAUAUCAUUGGUGAAGAGUCAGGAUCAUUGGAUGAGAUCAAAUUCAUUCUGGAUCACGUGCCGGUUGAGAUAAGGAGCGACCCAAAGAUCUGUGAAUAUGUCAUGUACAAUAAUGAUGAUAAAGUGAUUGAACAAGUCAUUGACAUGUUUACACCAGAGCAAUUGGACGACAAGGCGUUGAGUAGUAUCUUCACAAUGGCAAUGAUGAAGAACAAACUACACAUUGUACAGUCACUUCAACAACGAUUCGUAUCGAAUCGAUCAUCCAAUACUCUUGUUGAUCGACCUUCGCUCUUGACACUCAGAAUUAUGGUAGAUAACAAUUCCCACAACACACUAGAGUACCACCUCAAGUCAGUGACAUUCGCCAAAAUUCCAAUCAUCAAUCGUUUGCGAACCAUUCAUUCAAUCAUGGAGAGUGCUUAUAACCUUGGAAUGACCAGAGUGAUCAAACUGUGCACUGAUCAGAUCAAGGCCAUCUCAACGACAACACCAAUCAUUACCCAACAGUAUGGUUCAACAAAGAUCAUUGGGUGGUUAUGCUCAUUCACUAACUCAUUCUUUCUCAAACAGAUAUAUUGA